AUGUUUCGAACACCAGUCCGACAAUAUGCAAGGUCUCAGUGGACUCUCUUGUCCCGCAGGGCCUCUCCGGCCGUGAGCAAUCGAGUUCUUGUGACAUCGCAAGUCUCAUUCUUUUCGACGUCGAGGCGGCGGGAUAUCAUGGAAAUGACAGGAUUCACAGACGAACAACUGACUGUCCACGAAGCGAUCAAGCACAUCUGCUCCAAUUUUCCAAACACAUAUUGGCAAGAGCGUGAUCAGCAAGAGAAAGAUCCAAAGGAAUUUCAUGCGGCUUUGGCCAAAGACGGAUGGCUGGGAAUAGCUCUUCCGGAAUCGCUCGGCGGUGCAGGUCUAGGUAUCUCCGAGGCCACUAUAAUGAUGCAAACCAUCACGCAGUCGGGAGCGGGAAUGGCUGGUGCCCAGGCGAUCCACGCCAAUGUAUACGCGACGCAACCUCUCGCGAAAUUCGGCACAAAGGAACAAUUGGAGACGACCAUUCCAAACAUCAUCAAUGGUACUUGGCGUACUUGCUUUGGUGUCACUGAACCCAACACGGGCCUUGAAACUCUUAAAUUAAAGACGCUGGCGACGAAAACCCAAGGGGGAUACUCUAUAUCUGGUCAGAAGAUUUGGAUCACUUGCGCGCAAGUUGCCUCAAAGAUGAUCCUCCUGGCCCGCACAACCCCCCUCGAGGAAGUCAAGAAAUCUAGCGAAGGCUUAUCACUCUUUUGCAUUGACCUCGACCGCAAUCAGCCGGGCCUCGAUAUGCGCAAGAUCAAGAAGAUGGGUGGCCGCGCAGUUGAUGCCAAUGAGGUCUUUUUCGACAACUAUAAAAUCCCGGCCGAUACUUUGAUUGGAGAGGAGAACCAGGGGUUCAAAAUCAUUUUGCAUGGCAUGAACGCUGAACGCUGCUUGCUGGCUGGCGAAGCCCUGGGUCUUGGUUAUGCAGCUCUCGAGAAGGCGGCUCAGUACGCCAGAGACCGAGUCGUUUUUGGCCGACCCAUUGGCCAGAAUCAGGGAGUCGCGCAUCCACUUGCAGACGCCUAUAUGAAGCUUGAGGCUGCCAAGCUCGCUACGUAUCACGCCGCUCGUCUGUACGAUUCCAACGACGGUGCGGUCCCGUUCCACGCGGUUGGGGUUGCUUGUAACAGCGCCAAGUAUCUCGCCGCCGAGGCUGCCUUCACUGCCUGUGAGCGGGCCGUUUUGGCCCACGGGGGUAUGGGAUACGCAAUGGAAUACGAUGUGGAGCGAUACCUCCGCGAAUGCCUCGUCCCGCGAAUCGCACCUGUGAGCCGUGAGAUGAUUCUCAACUAUGUGAGUGAAAAGGUUCUCAACCUACCAAGGAGUUACUAG
Messenger RNA from Penicillium oxalicum, 1332 nucleotides. Its product is annotated as acyl-CoA dehydrogenase family protein. Bases 1 to 1332 code for a protein of 443 amino acids. Gene Ontology annotation, molecular function: acyl-CoA dehydrogenase activity; flavin adenine dinucleotide binding. Lineage: Eukaryota; Fungi; Ascomycota; Eurotiomycetes; Eurotiales; Aspergillaceae. The transcript has 2 exons. The record is from RefSeq and is a predicted model, not a curated record.